Molecule: messenger RNA, 2475 nt
Organism: Nomia melanderi (Alkali bee)
Lineage: Eukaryota; Metazoa; Arthropoda; Insecta; Hymenoptera; Halictidae
Gene: CstF50
Product: cleavage stimulation factor subunit 1 Cst50
Biological process (GO): mRNA 3'-end processing
Cellular component (GO): mRNA cleavage stimulating factor complex
Molecular function (GO): protein binding; RNA binding
Source: RefSeq, a predicted model, not a curated record
GUUUUUCACAUAUCUUCAAUUGUGCCUUGUAUUGUGAAGAAAAUAUAAAAGCUAAUUAAAAUAUUACAAACAGAUCAUUCACAUUGGUGGGAAAAGUAUAAACGUAUACAAUUGACCUGACCGAGUUACGAAUAUAAUGAUUUUGAAAAUACUAUAUAAUAUAAAAUAAUAGAACGUACUAUUUAACGAUCAAGUUUAAAUUUUCGUCACUAUUGACAUUGACAAAAGACAAGGUUAUAAUCUCGUAAUAAUUAUUACCUUAAAAUUCGUUUUAUUAGUUACAAAUAUAUCUUUGUCUCGUUUCCUCAAUAGACUAAAAGGUUGUCUCUUUUUAACAGAAUAGUCAGAGGGCAACAGCUUCUUACGUUUUGCUCUAAGCGCGUUUCUCUCUUUCAAAAAAUCCGGACUGGUCCCUGAACACUCGUGCACGUCGGUCAUUCUGACAGUUACUGUAUGUGAUUUCCCGUUGAUUUUCUGCUUGCUAUGAUCUGUUCCUAUUGGUAGGGAUCUUUCUGUAAGCAAAUUAACAAGCCAAUUAAGUAAAUCGUAUAGAAAUUAAAUGGUAAAAUCAAUUAUCGAAAUCAGUUAACAACAACGAUUUAUAACCUCAAAAAUCAGAGGCAUCGAUUGAUGGGCGUUUAGACAACGAUUUAGUGCGUUCUACCGGAAACGGUCGAGUUGCGUGCCCCUUCGUAAAAUAUAGAAUUUCAACGAAAUGAAGGAACCUGAGGUGGACCCAAAGAAUAUUAUAAAAAGCAGGGAAUUACUCUACAGGCUUAUGAUCAGCCAAUUAUUUUAUGAUGGACAUCAAACAUUAGCCGUACAACUGUCAAACAUAAUUCAAGCAGAACCUCCGUGUCCACCAUCGGAUCGUUUACUUCACUUAAUGUUAAUUGGAUUGGCCCAUGAACCUGACCGUUCGAAGAAAGAUACAACUAACAUAUCUACAUUUUCAUCGACUUUUGAUAAUACUUUGGGGCCUGGUUUAGACUUGGAAUUUGAAACAGAAGCUCAAACACAAGCUCCAGAACCAGCACAAUAUGAGACUGCUUAUGUUACAUCGCACAAAGGAAAUUGCAGAGCAGGAGCAUUCUCUGCGGAUGGUCAAUUGAUAGCUACCGGUUCAGUGGAUGCAUCUAUUAAAAUUCUGGAUGUUGAUAGAAUGUUGGCCAAGUCAGCUCCGGAUGAAAUGGCACCCGGCGAUCAGACGGGUGGUCACCCAGUUAUAAGAACGUUGUACGACCAUUUAGAAGAAGUUACUUGCCUAGAGUUUCAUCCGAGGGAACCUAUCCUUGUAUCUGGCAGUAGAGAUUUUUCCAUAAAGCUGUUUGAUUUCAGCAAAGCCAGUGUUAAAAAAGCAUUUAGAACUAUUACAGAUGCAGAUCAAAUACGAUGCUUAUCUUUUCAUCCAACUGGUGACUUCCUAGUCGUUGGAACUAAUCAUCCAGUUGUAAGAUUAUACGAUGUUAACACGGCACAGUGUUUUGUCUGUAGUAUACCCAACCAUCAACACACUGCUGGAAUAACCAGCAUCAAGUACUCUCCGGACGCGAAAACGUACGCGUCCGCCGGUAAAGAUGGAAGUAUAAAAUUAUGGGACGGUGUGUCGAAUCGAUGUAUAAACACGUUCGUGAAGGCGCACGACGGUUACGAAGUAUGUUCAGUAACAUUUACGAGAAACGGAAAGUAUUUACUGUCAUCGGGAAAAGAUUCCCUGAUAAAAUUAUGGGAGUUAUCGACUAGCAGAUGUUUGAUAGCGUAUACAGGUGCUGGAACUACAGGCAAACAAGAACACAAAGCACAAGCUAUUUUUAAUCACACCGAAGAUUAUGUAAUGUUUCCCGAUGAAGCAACAACAUCGUUAUGCGCGUGGAAUUCUCGAAAUGCGUCUAGGAAACAAUUACUGUCCUUAGGACACAAUGGUCCAGUGAGAUUGAUUGUGCAUUCGCCAACUGCUCCCGCAUUCUUGACGUGUAGUGAUGAUUUCAGAGCAAGAUUUUGGUUUAGAAGAAUGCCGACUCAUUAAAUCGAUGUCGAGAUCGAGAGGACACAUAUGUUGGAAUUAGUUAAAACAUUCGCUGUGCCGAUAUAUACUGUUUGUGAUUUCGAGUACAGACAGUGACGACUGAAAGUAUCGAAACAAACAAUUAGUAAACAACAUAAUGUAUGAAAAUGUGUGGAAAAUUUGUACAAAAAAAUCUGCUGUACAAUGUUCUUCAGUGGUCAAUAUUCAACUAACGUGCCUUGACGUAAGGAAAGUUCUUCAUUUCGGUAAUUUCUCUUGAAAUGAUAUGGAAUGAUAUGGAAUUGAAUUGAAAAACUAUUGAUUUGAAAUAUUGUACAUAUCCGAUGCAUUUUACUUUAAACUAAAAUAGAACAAUGACAUUAUUUUCCUUUGAAAAACCAAUUUAUAUUGAUGUUAAGAUUUAGUGAUGCUCGAAACAUGUAUGAGGAGGAGAGAUGGAAUUUCUGCGU